AUGAAGGUUGUUACAGCGUUAGCUCUCUUGAUGGCAGCUAUUUCGUUAACCGCCGAUGCAGCACCCGCCUCGAAAUCAUCCGUAGUCAAACUUGAUUUGAAGAAAUAUAAUUUGCCCGAUUCUUUUACUUGGCUCCAAAAGUCACAAUUCAUUAAAAAUCAUGCACUAUUGAAAUAUUCGAAUAAUAUUCGAACAGCAUAUAGUCAAGGUUUAGUUGGUCAAGAAGCCAUCGUAAGAUUAGAAGCGGCAUCCACUCCAGUAUUUGAUGCUUCCUCACCAAAAACUUUCAUUAUUAAUACUAAUAGUACUAGCGUUAACGAUGAUAGCAGUGACGGUUCUGCUGGCAAAGAUAGAAAAAAGAAACACGGAAAAAAUAACAAUCCCGACAAUAGUCAACCUGAUAAUUCAAACAAUCCUGAUAAUAGUCAACCUGAUGAUUCAAACAAUCCUGAUAAUAGUCAACCUGAUAAUUCCGGCAAUCAACCCGACAAUACAGGCAAAGGAACUGUCGAAGAUCCUCUUAAAGAUGAAGGAUUUGACAUUGGAUAUCACGGCCCAGUUGAAAUAGGAGGACAAACAUUUGAUGUAAUAUUCGAUACUGGUUCUUCUGAUCUUUGGGUGCCGGCGCAAGAUUGUAGUGAUGAAGCUUGCAAAGCUCAUAAAUCUUUUGAUCCGAAAAAGAGCAAAGGAUACAAAACUAAUAAUAAGCCAUUUGAAAUUAAAUAUGGUACUGGUCAAGUUUCUGGAAUUAUUGCA
This is a messenger RNA of Ambispora leptoticha, 756 nucleotides long. The record is from the annotation of a GenBank genome assembly. Lineage: Eukaryota; Fungi; Glomeromycota; Glomeromycetes; Archaeosporales; Ambisporaceae.